AUGAAGGUGUCAUGGAUUCUUGUUGUUCUUUCCACUACUGUGGCUAUCGAGGCUGUUAGUCCCGUGGUCGAUCUAAGCUAUUCAAAGUAUGAAGGCACCGAAUUACCAAACGGUGUAUCCCAAUGGCUUGGAAUAAGAUAUGCUGCUCCUCCACUUGGGAACCUACGUUUUGCAGCUCCGACAACACCACUUACCACGACUGCUAUUCAAAAAGCAGACAAACAUGGAUUCCUCUGUUUAGCCAACCAGCAAGGUCCAGGACUUCAAUAUGGAAGCGCCCGGCAACCCAUGGACGAAGAUUGUUUGUUUUUAGAUGUCUGGGCGCCCACGAAUGCUACUGCUACUUCCAAUCUUCCUAUCAUGGUUUUUAUUCAAGGAGGUGGUUGGAGCAGCAACUCCAAUGGAAACUUUAAUGGCAGCUUGCUCGUUGAGAAUUCAGGGAUGAACAUGAUGGUAAUUACAUUGAAUUACCGUGUGGGGUUGCUGGGACUGCUGGCUGGCCAAGAAGUGGUGGAAGGAGGGAGUUUAAAUAAUGGUCUCAAAGAUGUUAUGUAUGUUUUGCAGUGGAUACAAGAUCGAGCUGAUCUGUUUGGUGGUGAUAUUCAUCAUGUUGUGCUCUCUGGUGAUAGUGUUGGGGCAAUGAUCAUUACCUAUCUCAUGGCAGCUCACAAUGGGACAGGGCUCCCAGGUUACUUCCAUGCAGCAGCAGCUGAAAGCUCAUCUUUUAGUGGAGAUGCUCAAGUUGUUGAUCUUCAACCUCAUUACCAUGACCUGGUUAAUGCAACAGGGUGCGGAAGCACAAACGAUACACUUUCAUGCCUUCGAGGUCUCAAUGUCACCGAGCUCCAGACCAAAUCCCCUGCCCAUGGAUGGAGCCCUGUCAUCGACAACGAUAUUCUCGUUGCCCCGCUUUAUCAACUAUAUGAGCAAAGAAGAUUUCGCCAGGUACCUGUCAUCUAUGGUAGCUGCACCGAUGAGGGCACCAAGAACGUUGACAAGACGGUUACGACCGCCACACUUGACGCGGCCAUAAGGAACAUCGUAGGAAAGAUCACUGAUACGCAACUCAACGAACUAAAAACCAUGUAUCCCGAAUCCCUCAAUGAUGUUACCUUCUCCGGCAUAGCCCUGAAUGCCUCCUAUCCAGGCGCCGGCAACGAGUGGCAGCGUCUUGCAGCAAUGAUGGGGGAUACAUCUCGCUGCGUCAACUAUUUCCAAUCCGACAUGCAUGACGUUGCAGGUAACACCGCAAACUGGCAUUACCACUACGACGUCUUGGAUCCCCGCGAUGAGUCCAGAGGUGACCGGGUCUACCAUGUCGUGGAACUUAACGCCAUCUGGGGCCCCAACAACACGGAUGGCUCCCCGCCGCCAUCUUAUUACGUAGCCAAUGAAGAGGGUGGUAAUGCUGGCAUUGUACCGAUUAUGCAAAGCUAUUGGAUUAGUUUUGUUCGCACUUUUGAUCCGAAUACUCACCGGAUGCCUGGCCUGGCAGCAUGGACGCCUUGGACACUGAAGGGAAGAGAGCGAUUGCUGUUUCACAACAACGAGACUACGAUGGAGACGAUGACUACUGAGGAACAGACACGUUGUAAGCUUGGGAUACAGUAUAUGAAGGCGAGGAAUGCUUAUGCGCAGCCGUUGACCACUUUAUUGCCUUUUGCUAAUGGUACGCUGCCUGAUCCGUAUCAGUGA
Venustampulla echinocandica is the source of this 1695-nucleotide messenger RNA. RefSeq lists its product as uncharacterized. The record is from RefSeq and is a predicted model, not a curated record. Lineage: Eukaryota; Fungi; Ascomycota; Leotiomycetes; Helotiales; Pleuroascaceae. The transcript has 6 exons. The coding region runs from base 1 to 1695 and encodes 564 amino acids.